This is a messenger RNA of Arabidopsis lyrata subsp. lyrata, 976 nucleotides long. RefSeq names its product ubiquitin-conjugating enzyme E2 27. The transcript is spliced from 5 exons. Bases 147 to 725 code for a protein of 192 amino acids. The record is from RefSeq and is a predicted model, not a curated record. Gene Ontology annotation, molecular function: protein binding. Lineage: Eukaryota; Viridiplantae; Streptophyta; Magnoliopsida; Brassicales; Brassicaceae.
AAAAAAAAAAGGAAGGAAAGAAAAAAGUGGCUGUUCGAUAACUCGCUUAAGAUGCAAGAAAAGAAGCUCAAUUUGUUCACCAAAUAAUAAAGUUUCAAUCUUUUUUCUUUAGGGUUUGGGAGGAUUUCAAUCGGAUCUCUAAAAAGAUGAUAGAUUUCAGUCGAGUCCAGAAAGAGCUUCAAGAUUGCGAGAGAAACCAGGAUUCUUCGGGUAUCCGGGUCUGCCCGAAAGCCGAUAACCUCACCCGACUCACCGGAACCAUCCCUGGUCCAAUCGGUACUCCUUACGAAGGCGGGACUUUUCAGAUCGAUAUCACUAUGCCAGAAGGGUAUCCAUUUGAGCCUCCAAAGAUGCAGUUUUCAACUAAAGUUUGGCACCCGAAUAUUAGUAGCCAAAGCGGAGCAAUAUGCUUGGAUAUCUUGAAAGACCAGUGGAGUCCAGCUCUUACUCUGAAGACUGCUCUUGUUUCAAUCCAGGCUUUACUCUCUGCGCCAGAGCCCAAAGACCCUCAAGAUGCUGUUGUAGCUGAACAGUACAUGAAGAACUACCAAGUGUUUGUAUCAACAGCUCGUUACUGGACCGAAACUUUCGCCAAGAACUCUUCUUUAGAGGAAAAAGUAAGGAAACUCGUGGAGAUGGGUUUUGGAGAUGCUCAGGUUAGGAGUGCAAUUGAAUCAAGUGGUGGAGAUGAGAAUCUGGCUCUGGAAAAGCUCUGUUCUGGGUAGGAUCUAUCAAACAAGGUCUCAUUGUCGCUAGAUAUGAUAUUAAUUUGGAUUAUAACUUUUAUGUGCUACGUUUCUUCUCUUGCCUGCUGAUAAGAGUGAAACUGCUUUUAAAAAAAUUAUUAAAUGCAAUGCUAUAUCCAUAAAGAUCUUAUCUAGUAGAUCAUUGAGCAUGGAGUGUGUGUUAGGUUUAUUCAUGAUUGUUCAAUGUCUUUUGGUUGAUAUAAUUGGUUGGUUUAGAUCGGUUUUCGUCA